GUGGCGAAUCUAUAACGACUAGGCCGACACAAAAUCAUUGGGCAGGACUGGACUGUUUGGAGCUCCAUCGGGGAGGUCAAUGGCCACCACAGUCGUGGUGGCAGCACCGACUCAGUCCGGAGGAUUAUCAAGAGACUUUGCAUGUGCUAGAUGGGGACAUAUCUCUUCGAGGUUACGUGGAAGACAAAGUAAGGCUCGACUACGACCCUUACCGGUCCGUGACUAUCCGAAUGCCGACUCUCCAUGAUAUAUUCUGUGCUAAAGUGGUUUCUGAAAUGUUAGCCCAAUUGAGGAUUCACAAGGCGAUAAACCCUUCGCGGAUUUUGCGAAGGU
Molecule: messenger RNA, 333 nt
Organism: Penicillium concentricum
Lineage: Eukaryota; Fungi; Ascomycota; Eurotiomycetes; Eurotiales; Aspergillaceae
Exons: 2
Coding region: 80-247 (55 amino acids)
Source: RefSeq, a predicted model, not a curated record